This is a messenger RNA of Chara braunii, 2488 nucleotides long. NCBI's taxonomy places the organism in Eukaryota, Viridiplantae, Streptophyta, Charophyceae, Charales, Characeae. The record is from the annotation of a GenBank genome assembly.
CGUGGAUGUCGUCCAGUGUCAAGCUGCGAAGCCUUAUGUGCUGUGGGCGAUGAGUAUGAGUGUGGGCAGGCAGUGAAGAGGAGCGACCGGUUCGGCGAGGCGACGAGUGUCAUGGGCAGUGAAUAGCAAUUGUGGAUCGACACGUAAUGCGUGAUAAAGGGUUCCUUCCCGGCCUUCAAUGGCACCAGCACAAGAGCUGGUGUCUGAAAGGCCGCCGCCUCCUCCUCCUCCUCCUCCUCCUCCUCCUUUUCACCAAUUCUUUAUGGAUGCUAUCAGCCAUGGGGCCUUGCAUUACACAGCUGCGUCUUUGACGAGCAAGAUUUUUCAGUAUGGAGGAGGUCCUUUACGGAGGAGCAGCUGCCAGGCACAUGCACAGGCACAUGCACAGGCACAGGCCCAGGCGCUAGAAUCGUGGGACAAAAUGGGACACAACUGUCCACAGGCACUAGAACCGCGGGACAAAAUGGGACAGAGCUGUCAACAGGCACUAGAGUUGCGGGACAAAAUGGGACAGAGCUGUCCACAGGCACUGGAAAAGUGGGACACAAUUGGACACAGCGGUCCAGAGGGACUAGAAUCGCGGGACAAAGUGGCAAAGAAGUGGGUCAACAUGGGACAGAUCUGUCAACAGGCACUAGAACCACGGGGCAAAGAGACAAAGAAGGGGUGGAAAGUGGGACAGAGCUGUCCACAGACAGUACAAGUGCGGGACAAAAUGGGACAAAGCUGUCCACAGACAGUACAAGUGCGGGACAAAAUGGUACAGAGCUGUCCACAGACAGUACAAGUGCGGAACAAAAUGGGACAGAGCUGUGCUGAACCAUCAUGUUGGUCUACAGUUGCGGCCUGCGAGGCGGGAAAUGGGGUGUGCGUUGGUGGGCAUGCGCUGCCAGAUGUCCAGACAAAUGGAGGGGGGUUAGACAGUGCCCUGGGAAAGGUUGGGGGUAUUAAAUGGAGAAAUGCAGUUGCAGGAUCUGUGGCUGGACUAGCCUCCGUCGUGGCUCUGUACCCACUGGAAGUUGUUCGGACCAGAUUCCAAGAUCCAACAGGAACUUUGAUGAUGUCAACUUCUAUGGUCACUCUGAGAAUAACUUACGGAUGGAGGGGUCUCUUCGCAGGGAUGGGUCCAGCCCUUCUUGGGACUACAGCAUCUUGGGGAGUCUACUUCUUUCUGUACACAGAAGCAAAGAGUCGAUAUGAGCGUAAAUACGGAAAAGAGCUGGGUCCCAAAUUUCACCUGCUGUCGGCGGCAGAAGCAGGGUCACUGACUUGCCUUGUGUCUAAUCCAAUUUGGGUGGUGAAGACUCGACUGCAGCUGCAACAACCGGGCUCUCAUGUGCGACCUUAUAAGGGAUUUACGGAUGCUGUGCGAUGCAUUGUCAAAGAGGAAGGACUCCGAGGAUUUUACAGGGGCUUGUACCCAAGCCUUAUAUUGGUUUCUCACGGGGCAUUGCAGUUCAUGGCAUAUGAAGAGGGAAAGAAAGUGUUUCGUUGUCUUAGGGCUCAGGGAGACUUAAGGUCCGCUUCGAAAGAUAAGAUCUCAUUGCUGACUUCAACUGAUUAUGCGGUCUUAGGUGCCGGCUCGAAGCUUAUUGCUGCUCUCUUCACAUAUCCUUACAUGGUCAUCCGCUCACGGCUUCAGUUGCGACCAGAUCUCGAAGGCCUUGCGAAGUACAGGAACAGCCUUCACACAUUGCAUGAGACUGUGCGAUAUGAAGGCCUGCUGGGGCUCUACAAGGGGUUUGCUCCACAUGCUCUGCGAGUAAUGCCGGCGUCGGCAAUCACGUUUCUAGUCUAUGAGAGUAUCAUGAAGCUGUUAUGAUCUACGAAAUGUCCCCGUUCAAUCUGCUUCACAAUUCUCAAAGGCAAUAUCGGAAGCUUCAGGCUUUGAAUUGACCGGACAUGGAUGGUAUACAUAAGCCUCCCCGUUUUCAUGACUCUCUACUGGCAUCGAUUCGCGCUCACUUUAGCAGGUUUCUUUCGGCGAGAUCGAAAUCCUGAGGCUUUGUCAUUCCAUUUCAUAUCUCUGCACUGGCUUCGCAGGAACUCUAGUUGCAGCAUCAACUCUGGUUGGUUGUUUAUGUUAUCGUCCACCCUUAAUUCUUUGCAGAUUCUCAUAUUCGAUAUUCAAUUUUCGAUCCCCGACUCCAAUUUUUAAAUCCCUGCAUUAUAAAAUCCCAAACUAUCCCAUUGCAGUUGAAGGUGUUCCCAACCUACAGAGAGAGAGAGAGAGAGAGAGGGGACAACCACUGACGGCAUACUGAUGUUAGGACUUUCAGUGAUAUAUCAGACCGCAAUUCUUGAUGGACUACCGUCUUCUCCUGAACAUAAUGCAUAAGAGUCGCAAACUGAAUACGACACAUAAGUUGCUUUCUGUUCAAAUACAACGCAUGUGCGUUCUAUUCGAACAGCGUUAGAACCCGGAUGAUGCAUUCUAUUUGAGUCCUCAUUUUCUUUUUGAAAACUCGAAUCAAAGCAUAUGCGUUAC